CCGCUCAUCCGCGCCCGCCCCGCGGCCUCCCCCAGCGCUUCCGCCCGCCCGGGGACCGACAACAAUGAGCGCUCCGGUGCCCGGGGCGGGCCAUGGCGGUGAACUACGCGGCCGGGCUCUCGCCCUACUCGGAUAAAGGCAAAUGCGGCCUCCCCGAGAUCUUUGACCCGCCGGAGGAGGUGGAGAGGAAGGUGCGUGAGCUGGCGGAUUUGAUCAGGAGCUCCUCCAACGUGGUGUUCCACACCGGGGCCGGGAUCAGCACCGCCUCGGGGAUCCCCGACUUCAGGGGGCCCAAUGGCGUCUGGACUAUGGAAGAGAAGGGGCUCUCCCCAAAGUUCGACACCACCUUCGAGAACGCCAGGCCCUCCAAGACUCACAUGGCGCUGCUGGGGCUGCAGAGGGUCGGCAUCCUGAAAUUCCUGGUCAGCCAGAACGUGGACGGCCUUCACGUGCGGUCGGGAUUCCCACGGGACAAGCUGGCCGAGCUCCACGGGAACAUGUUUGUGGAGGAGUGCAUGAAAUGCGGCAAGCAGUACGUGCGGGACGCCGUCGUGGGCAGCAUGGGGCUGAAGCCAACGGGCAGGCUGUGCAGCGUCACCAAAGCCCGGGGGCUGCGGGCCUGCAGAGGGAAGCUACGAGACACGAUUCUGGACUGGGAGGAUUCCCUUCCCGACCGUGACCUCACGCUGGCGGACGAAGCCUGCAGGAAAGCCGACCUCUCUGUCACGCUGGGGACCUCCCUGCAGAUCAAACCCAGCGGCAACCUCCCGCUGAUCACGAAGAAGAGAGGAGGGAAGCUCGUCAUCGUCAACCUGCAAGCCACCAAGCACGACAAACAGGCCGACCUGCGCAUCCACGCCUACGUCGACGAUGUCAUGACCAAGCUGAUGAAGCACCUGGGGCUGGAGGUCCCGGAGUGGCUGGGGCCGGUGGUGGUGGAGAGCGCCGAGCCCGCAGAGCCCCGACAGCUCUUCAAAUUUGAGCCCGAGGCACGCGGGCUGCUCAAGGAGGAAUCCUUCGCCCAGUGCAACGGCACGGCCGGGCUGUGCCCCGACCUCGGGACCACGCUGGUGGAGCACGGCGACAGCCUGAAGCAGGACACGGGGCCGCCACCGACGAAGAAGGUGAAGGUGGAGCCUCUCCUCACCUGACCCGGACUGUUCCCCGGCUGUCUAGGCGCUCGUCUGCGCCACUUUUCCUACCGACUUUUUUUUUUAAUAUCCUCCAACGUUGUCCCUUUUUUAUGUAAGUAUUAAAUACACUCGAAUUGUGUGCGUC
Molecule: messenger RNA, 1278 nt
Organism: Anas platyrhynchos (mallard)
Lineage: Eukaryota; Metazoa; Chordata; Aves; Anseriformes; Anatidae
Gene: SIRT6
Product: sirtuin 6
Biological process (GO): negative regulation of transcription by RNA polymerase II
Cellular component (GO): nucleus
Molecular function (GO): histone H3K9 deacetylase activity, NAD-dependent; transcription corepressor activity; NAD+ binding
Source: RefSeq, a predicted model, not a curated record